GCCACGAGGCCAAAAUCGACCCGGAUCCCGAGCUUGUGGCCAUAGCGUUCCAACCUCAUCGACAGAGUAUAGACUAAAGAGUUUGUUCAGGUCAUUGAACGCGCCCUGACGCGACGCUCGUUUGUUACCGUUGCUCUCGGGCAGUGAUGACGCAUCGCAAGAACUAUUCCACGGGAUUGCCAUUUGCGUACACCGCCAAUGUGUCGGAUUUGCAACGAGAGGAGGCAAGACCAAUUCAACUGCAUCGUAACCAGAAUGAAAUCCAAACUCGACAAGAUGCAAUGACCCAAGCCGGGAUUUCAGCUCAAGGAAAUGGCCAGAGGUAUCUUAAGCUCGGAUUGAAUGAGCUUGACGGUACUGCCAUCUCCAGCGUGAAUGGCCUCCGACAAUAUCAGAGCCUAGGCAAGGAAGAUGAGGGAUAUGGCAGUCUUGCCGAUGAGAGUCCGGUUGAAGACCGUUCUUCUGCCGUUCAUGCCGUCCGGCAAAGUCAAGCAGGCGCCAACGCCAAAAGUGAGCAGUUCUCUCGUGAUGCUAGCGAGGGCAACGUACUUGGUGGUGGGAGAGAUGCCUCAAUCUUGAGACAUGAAAGAGAUCGAGGGCAUUUGGAUGAUUCCAAGGAAAGGAAAGCUCAUGCCAAUCCGAUAUCAGCCACCACCUCUCGCACCUCGAGGACGGAGAUUCCCCCUGUCCCAGUCAUCCCAGACAGGCUGCGACCGAAGAAGACAUCAUCAAAGGACUGGGAUUUCGCGCGUAGCCCUGGCUCUCGCAAGUCGAAAUCAAACAAGGAACCUGUGUUUGAACAGGUAGAAGGAGCUAAGCUGGAUGCCCGGCCUCCGUCGUACUCCAACUCACAUAAUAUGGAGGAAGUCAUUCCUGAGGUCGAAGCUUCCGACAUUCGCAGCAUUCCCGGCCACAAGGUCCACCUGAACUGGGAAAGCAGUGUCGUUGAAGAUGACUCCUCAACAUCGUCAUCGCAAUCUCAAACAUCGGAGGACGGCGCAGCCUCCCCAUCGUGGUCCCGAAGCUCGGGGUCGUCCCCUUCCACGUUGACGAAUGGUAUCACCAGAUCAUAUCAGCAUGCAGGCGCAGAGCAUGCACCUUCUGUCGACCGCAGGGAUGCGGGUGGCUCGCCUGACCAGGUCCCUGCUCUCGCAAGCACAUUGGCAACGUCGGAGGCUUUUCAAACGAACGACAAGGUGGCUGUCAAGAGUCUACCUUCCGGCUCGACGAUGACAAGGAAAGUGGACCUCGCUGUGAUCCAAGAAGAAGAUGGCGAGUCUCUUGUCGAUGACGACAACUCGGCUGCUGCACCACCCCCUGCGGUAAAAGGUGUCAAAGAUUCGGAUAUCGACGGAAAUGUAUCAAAGUCGGGUGUUAUCCCAUCUGAACAGAAAGGGCAGGCCUCACUAAGGGCGCCCCAGUCACCCCCUAAAGUCCUUUCGGCCUCUGGCAUAGGUGACGACUCGCAUAUCUACGAGACUGUCCCUGAGGCAUCGAUCAGUGACAGCAGCAGCCCGACAAGAGUCGAUACGAGCAGCGAGAGUACCGCCUCCAGCUCUGCAAGCUCCAUCAGCAACGGACCGUUGGACCAUGUUCAACAUGGCUUGUCAAAAGUGGCGCAUGCUGUCCACGGCAAGGUCAAAAAGAGCGUUAGCUUCAACCUAGUAGAUGAUGUGAGGCUCCGGACACCCUCACCUAGCCGGUCAGGUUCAGUUGAAAUGCGCAACGGCACCUGA
Messenger RNA from Exophiala xenobiotica, 1736 nucleotides. RefSeq lists its product as uncharacterized. The transcript has a single exon. Lineage: Eukaryota; Fungi; Ascomycota; Eurotiomycetes; Chaetothyriales; Herpotrichiellaceae. The record is from RefSeq and is a predicted model, not a curated record. Bases 147 to 1736 code for a protein of 529 amino acids.